AUGGGGUGCGCGUCGUCCAAGGCGGUCGACGGCGCGCCGUUGGGUUCGGAACCGUCGACGGCGACGCGCGCGGACGGCGAUGUGGCGCGGCGAGAGACGCCGGAGGCGUCGUCACCGAACGCGCGCGCGGUUGCGAACGCGAACGCGAACGCGAACGCGAAACCGACGCGGUUCGAGGACGCGUACGAACUCCUGGACGAGAUGUCGAGCGGAGGGUUUAGUUUGGUGCAUCGCGCGCGAUCGCGCGUCGACGGACAGGUGCGAGCGGUGAAGGUGAUUCGCAUCAGGGACGAGGAGAGCGCGCGCGCGGAGUACGAGCUCGCGCUAGAGGCGGAACAUUCGAGCGUGGUAAAGGUGUACGAUUUUUAUUACGAUGCGCCGAGCGCGUACGUGGUGAUGGAGUUGUUAGAGGGUGAAGAAUUAUUGGAUGAUUUGCUCGCGCGAGGUGAAUACGAAGAAGAAGACGCUAGGGUUCUCAUGCGACAAAUUUUACAAGCGUUGCGAGCGUGUCACGCAAAACACAUCGUGCACAGAGACGUAAAGCUGGAGAACAUGUCUUUCGCACGCAAGGGCGAUCUGAAUUCAUUGCGACUGGUAGAUUUCGGGCUUGCACAGAGAUUAGGAGACGGGAGUAACAAGUGCCAGUGCAAUUGUGGCUCGUCUUCAUACGUCGCGCCGGAAAUUUUGGGCAGUAAAAAUUAUAACGCCGCCGUGGACAUGUGGUCGGCGGGCGUCAUAAUGUACCUCCUUUUGUGCGGCGAGUUACCGUUUUACGUCGAAGAUGAAAACGAUGAGCAGCAACUUUUUGCGCAAAUUAGUCUUCGACGCAUCGCGCCGAUGUCGUGUGACGUAUCGGACGAGGCGUUGGAUCUCAUCGAUCGCUUGCUUAUCAUCGAUCCCGCAAAGCGGUUGACGGCGGAAGAAGCCUUGUUGCAUCCAUGGUUCAAAGGGAAC
Messenger RNA from Ostreococcus lucimarinus CCE9901, 954 nucleotides. RefSeq lists its product with no specific name. Gene Ontology annotation, biological process: protein phosphorylation. NCBI's taxonomy places the organism in Eukaryota, Viridiplantae, Chlorophyta, Mamiellophyceae, Mamiellales, Bathycoccaceae. The record is from RefSeq and is a predicted model, not a curated record. The transcript is spliced from 2 exons. The annotation marks the transcript as partial. Gene Ontology annotation, molecular function: protein kinase activity; ATP binding.